Molecule: messenger RNA, 1174 nt
Organism: Leptonychotes weddellii (Weddell seal)
Lineage: Eukaryota; Metazoa; Chordata; Mammalia; Carnivora; Phocidae
Source: RefSeq, a predicted model, not a curated record
AUGAAUAAAAUCUUUAAAAAAAAAAAAAGAAAGAAAGAAAAUCCUAUCUUGGAAAAGAUUUCUAGGUGAGAGGUGGUCUCGUACCUAAAAACUGGUUUCCAUGCAUAGGAAAGAGUAUUCUGCAAAUCACAGUUAUUAAAUAUUCGGUCUCUGCUAAGGGCAGAAUGAGAGAGGAAAUAGGUGUGAGCUGCAGCAUAGAAGAUUUAGGUUCGCUUUGUGGAAGCAUAGAAAUAGUUUUUUUGUUUUGGGGGGUUAGCAUAGAAUAGUUUUUUAAAAAUGGAAUCUCAACUUUUUUUAGUAAGUGUAGGUGCGAUUCUGGCCCAUACAUGGAAAACACUAAGUAGUUAAUGGCACAAGGGUUUUUUUGAGCCCUCAAAAUGUAUGUUCUGUCUUUGUUUUUGUUUUUGUUUUAUCACGUGCUCAUAUAAUGUACUUGUUUCCAAAGGCAGGAGAUGCUGCAUGCUUCUACGAUAUAAAGUUGGGUAGGAGGCGGGUAGAGCACCAUGAUCACGCUGUUGUGAGUGGAAGAUUGGCUGGAGAAAAUAUGACUGGAGCUGCUAAGCCAUACUGGCAUCAGUCAAUGUUCUGGAGUGAUUUGGGCCCCGAUGUUGGCUAUGAAGCUAUUGGUCUUGUGGACAGUAGUUUGCCCACAGUCGGUGUGUUUGCAAAAGCAACUGCACAAGACAACCCAAAAUCUGCCACAGAGCAGUCCGGGACUGGUAUCCGCUCAGAGAGUGAGACAGAGUCUGAGGCCUCAGAAAUCGCUGUUCCUCCCAGCAAUCCUGUAGUCCCCCAGGUCCCUGCCCAAGGGGAGGACUACGGCAAAGGCGUCAUCUUCUACCUCAGGGACAAAGUGGUGGUGGGGAUCGUGCUGUGGAACAUCUUCAACCGAAUGCCAAUAGCAAGGAAGAUUAUUAAGGACGGUGAGCAACACGAAGAUCUCAAUGAAGUAGCCAAACUAUUCAACAUUCACGAGGACUGAAGCCCCCCAGUGGAACAGGCAAGCACUUUGCUGUCCCUGACAGCAGCUUGGAUGAGUAAAGGAGCAUUUUUUAUUCAGCAGACUUCCUCUGCAUAUGAGUGUGAAUGGUAAAGUCCUUUGUGAAUAUUUCAACCAUGUAGGCAGAUUCUUAAUGUUCACAUCACUAAAUAAAACCUGAUUCUUCUAAAUUAA